GACACGGCCGGGGCCGCCCUGACGCUGCAGCCGGAGAUGCUGUCGGGCCGCGAGGGCGCGUAGCAGCAGGGAGCGCUGCGGUGAAGGCCGAGGUCCAGUGAAUCGGAGGAAGCGUUUGAUGACACAGACCCGGACUGCUCUGGCGGGCGCGUUAUGAACCCUUUCUGGAGCAUGUCGGCAGGCCCCGCGCGCAAGCGAUCCGAGGGCGACGAGAAGACGCUGACGGCGGACGUGAAGACCAGCCCUCCGCGCGCGGCUCCGAAGAAGCAGCUGCCGGCCAUUCCCAAGAACGCGCUGCCCAGCACCAAGCCCACGUCUCCCGCCCCCGCGGCGCAGCCGACCAACGGCACGCACGCCUCCUACGGCCCCUUCUACCUGGAGUACUCGCUGCUGGCCGAGUUCACGCUGGUGGUGAAGCAGAAGCUCCCGGGCGUCUACGUGCAGCCGUCGUACCGGUCCGCAUUAAUGUGGUUCGGCGUGAUCUUCAUCCGGCACGGGCUCUACCAGGACGGCGUGUUCAAGUUCACGGUCUACAUCCCCGACAACUACCCCGACGGCGACUGUCCGCGCCUGGUGUUUGAUAUUCCGGUCUUCCACCCGCUUGUGGACCCCACUUCGGGGGAGCUGGACGUGAAGAGAGCCUUUGCCAAAUGGAGGCGGAACCAUAACCACAUCUGGCAAGUGCUGAUGUAUGCCAGGAGGGUCUUCUACAAGAUCGACACAGCGAGCCCCCUGAACCCAGAGGCUGCAGUACUGUAUGAAAAGGAUGUUCAGCUUUUUAAAAGUAAAGUGGUGGACAGCGUUAAGGUGUGCACUGCGCAUUUGUUCGACCAGCCUAAGAUCGAAGACCCGUACGCCAUCAGCUUUUCUCCGUGGAACCCUUCUGUGCAUGAUGAAGCCAGAGAGAAGAUGCUGACUCCAAAGAAGAAGCCUGAAGAGCAGCACAAUAAAAGUGUCCACGUUGCUGGCCUGUCAUGGGUGAAGCCCGGCUCAGUGCAGCCUUUCAGUAAAGAAGAGAAAACAGUAGCGACCUAGGAGCAGGUGACCCCGAGCACCGCGCACUUUCCUGCUGGACUCUGGCCUAGUGACAGCUGACCACCGGCAGAGGCCUGCCUGCUGCCUGCCUGGGGAGUAAACGGUGGAAGCGCGCCUGCUGUCGCGUUGUCCCUAGAUGCUUAGUCCUAGCGGCGACCUCGGAAGCCCUCUGUGUCGCGCCGCCUGUCAUGUCUCCGGGUGGUGCUCUAGUUCAGUGCUCCAAGUCAGGGACCUUGAGGCUUAAGUACUUUCUGAAUAUAACGCUAAAGGUAAGUUGCAUUCAUUUAGACUAAUAAGAGUAGAGUCCGGCACUAUCUAACGACUUCGAGUCAGCGGUUCCAGUUGUACAUAAGUGAGGCGACGGAGCGGAGACGAGGUCAGGCCCGUAGCUGUCAGCACUUUGAAGUGGGAGGUCAUCGGAGCCUCAGCCCACUGUCUCACUGAGCUACACACUGCUGUCACUGAGGUGCAUGGUGGGUGGGUGAAAGGAAACCAGAAAACUUGUUCAUAGUUUCUUUUUUUUUAAAAAAAAAGCAAAUUACUGACUGUAUUUUUUGGCAGGAGGGAGAGGAUGUGUUAAAACGGUUUCUAAUGAAGUCAGAUAUUUAAAUGA
Messenger RNA from Condylura cristata (star-nosed mole), 1648 nucleotides. It is a transcript of the gene AKTIP, whose product is annotated as AKT interacting protein. The transcript has 10 exons. Bases 154 to 1035 code for a protein of 293 amino acids. NCBI's taxonomy places the organism in Eukaryota, Metazoa, Chordata, Mammalia, Eulipotyphla, Talpidae. The record is from RefSeq and is a predicted model, not a curated record.